Molecule: messenger RNA, 651 nt
Organism: Cyphellophora europaea CBS 101466
Lineage: Eukaryota; Fungi; Ascomycota; Eurotiomycetes; Chaetothyriales; Cyphellophoraceae
Exons: 3
Coding region: 1-651 (216 amino acids)
Cellular component (GO): intracellular anatomical structure
Molecular function (GO): oxidoreductase activity, acting on NAD(P)H, oxygen as acceptor
Source: RefSeq, a predicted model, not a curated record
AUGGCACCGCCGCUCGAGAACGUGCGGCCAAUGUUCGAGCUCCGCGGCCGCAACUACAUCGUCACGGGCGGCGCGCAGGGCAUCGGCUUCGCCUCGACGCGCGCCAUCUGCGAGUUAGGUGGCAACGCCGCCGUGCUCGACGUGCAGAACCAGCCUGCCGAGGCCGAAUUCCACUCCCUGGCCAACCUAUUCGGCGUGCGCACUUUCUACAUCCACACGGACGUCGCAAAGCAGGAUAGCCUGGAGAAGGGGUUCGCGGCGGCGGUCGAGAGCCUCGGCGGCAGGCUGGAUGGGUUGACGUGGGAGGAGUUCACGCGCAUCCAGGAGAUUAAUGGCCGCGGCCUCUUCUUCACAUGCCAGCUCGCGGCGCGCCAGAUGAUCGCGCAGGCCACCGGCGGCAGCAUGGUGCUGCUCGCCUCGCAGACCUCCCACAUCGCCAUCCCAGGCCACCGCAUGGCGGCCUACAACUACAGCAAGGGCGGGGUGCUGAUGCUGACGAAAGCACUGGCCGUGGAGCUGGCGCCGCACGCCAUCCACGUCAGUAGCAUCUCGCCGGGCUUCGUCGACUCGGACAUGCUGCAGCGCGUGCGCGCGGCCAAGGAGCCCGAGGAGGCGGCGCAGAUGGAGAAGUCGCCGCCGCUGAGCGGUUGA